Messenger RNA from Mucor mucedo, 1868 nucleotides. RefSeq names its product meiotic cell cortex C-terminal pleckstrin homology-domain-containing protein. Gene Ontology annotation, cellular component: cell cortex; mitochondrion. Gene Ontology annotation, biological process: establishment of mitochondrion localization; dynein-driven meiotic oscillatory nuclear movement; maintenance of protein location in cell cortex. The transcript is spliced from 2 exons. NCBI's taxonomy places the organism in Eukaryota, Fungi, Mucoromycota, Mucoromycetes, Mucorales, Mucoraceae. The record is from RefSeq and is a predicted model, not a curated record. The coding region runs from base 224 to 1624 and encodes 466 amino acids. Gene Ontology annotation, molecular function: tubulin binding; phospholipid binding.
GCCACCUUUUUCUUCCGUUUCUUCUUCCAAUUCAUCCUCUUAUUUCUCUUCUUCUUCAUACGCAAAUUCAAUUACCUUACCAGCACCUCCUAUAUUAACAGGCUCGAACUCUUCAAGUAUAAAAAAGAAAAAGAAACGAUUGUUACUAAGAGCCUCUAUCACUGGAAACUCUUCUGAUCAACUGUUCCAGACACCCACACCAGUAAAAAUUAUAGACAAGCGAAUGUUGGUGGUCUCUUCGGCAACCGAUGCGCCUAAUAGAAGCAAUGCUACUUCCGACAUUGAAUUAGCCACCGAAAUCGGUCAAGGGUUGCUAAGCGAAGUAAGACGAAUGCAAAGCAUUCUUCAAGAAAGACAAGAUUCGUUAAUUCUAUUAGAAACAGAAAGAAUCGACAAUCAACGAAGAAUGGAUGAUUUAAUAAAGCAGUUACGUUAUAAAAACGAAACGGAAGAAAAAUUAAAAGAAGAUAUCUGGAAUUUGGAAUUAACAAAGCAAGACUUGUCUCAUCAGAUUCGUCAACUAUCACAAAGCAUUGCCAGAACUCAAAUGGAACAGGUGAGACGCGAAAGACAAUCUAGCCUGGUUAAUCAAGAACUGGAACUAUUAAAAGCAUCUCAAUUAAAUUGGCAAGAGAUGAUGAACAAUACACAGACCGAAUAUGAAUCCACUUUAUCCUCUUUGAAUAGCCAACUGGCAAAUCUCAAAAAGGAAAAAGACGUCAUUGCAUUACAACUGGAGCAACUUUCAAAAGCACAAAGGGAUGCCAAGCAGGAAGAAGAGCAAGACGAGCAUAAAUUAAGGAAGAUAUCCGAACAAGAAAUUAAAGCCCUUCAAGUAUCUCUCGGUCAAGCACAUUCUGUUGUGGAGAGCUUACAAUUAGAUCUCGAAAAGGAAAAGCAAAAGAAAAGUGAGGUAGAUGCAUUAUUAAGGGAGUCUCAAGAAACGAUAGAGUCUAUGCAAAAAACAUCAUCUGCACCGAAUACAUGGUGUCAAGAUGCACACGCAGCCCAAAGUAGUGUAACCGUUUUGGUACCUACAUCCGACAGUGAGCUAUCGUCCUUAGAGCAAGAAAUCGAGUCAGCAGAAGGUCGCAUCAUAACUGAACGAUUUGGCUCGGUUAUUAUGAGAGAUUCAGCAACAAAUACGCCGGCUCAAUUAGUAGUUCCUAAAGAGGAAUGUAAUCAUCAGGAACCGUUGCCAAUUCUUCCUCCUUCACCAAACGGUUUCGAAAAGGUCUUGCCAUUUGUCAUGCACACAAUGAUUGGCGAAUGGCUCUUAAAAUACACAAGAAACAAAAUGGGUUAUGGUAUAUCCAGUAAGUCCCACCAAAGAUUCUUUUGGCUUCACCCUUAUACAAAAACGUUAUACUGGAGUGAGCAGGAGCCAGGUGUAAAAGGUGGAGAGUACAAGGCCAAGAGUGUAUCAAUUGAUUCAUUUUAUGUUGACCAACAACAAUUAGAAAAUAGAGUUCAACCCGUGAUAGUGAUAAAGUCUUCUGUUCGUGAUAUUAGAUUACAAUGCAUCAAUAAAGACUCACAUGAGAAAUGGGUACAGGUAUGUUAUUUACGGGGGAGGCGGCGCAGAGAAAAACAGGAAAUUGCAAAGAUUGACAUAAAAUUCUAGUCCUUGAACGAUUUAUUGAAAGAUGAAGAAACUGCUACUGUCGUUCCACAACCAAGAAACAAUAAAACAUUAAAUGCAAAAAAUAAGAGGCUAUCAUUACUGCUAGAGACCGCACCUCCAUCUACUAUUCGACAAAAGAAAAAAUGGAGAAUGUCUGAGGCCAACUUGGAUUUUUCGUCGCCCGAACAAUCAUCUAUUAGAAAAUUUGGAUCGCUGAGGCUUUCUCAUAAAUAAUCUGUACUUU